Messenger RNA from Phascolarctos cinereus (koala), 4457 nucleotides. It is a transcript of the gene JHY, whose product is annotated as junctional cadherin complex regulator. NCBI's taxonomy places the organism in Eukaryota, Metazoa, Chordata, Mammalia, Diprotodontia, Phascolarctidae. Gene Ontology annotation, biological process: axoneme assembly; brain development. The record is from RefSeq and is a predicted model, not a curated record.
CCUGGGGUGGGGGUGGGGGUGGAUGUGGAUGGAAUCUGUGUUGUGCUUCGGUCGCCACGGUAGCGCCGGGGCAACCACAAAGCGAGAGGGAGGUAGGGCUGCGGGACGGGGGCAUCACUCCGAGAAUGAGGCCGGCAGUGUUAGCGGUCCUCCUGCCGCGGCGACAGGGCGGGGCGGCGGCGGAGGAGGAGCAGGAUGUGGGGGUGCUUCGACCGUAGCCGCGGAGGAGCACGGGCAGUGCUGUUAUGAACUUCAAAUUUAUGUGUACACCCAACUCCAGAUCGGCAGCUCUUCACAUAUUUACAACAUGAAUAACAUUAAACCAGUUCCAAUGUUCUCCAUUCACCCCCCUGUCCAUCAUGCCGACUUAAAAGUCAGAUCCAGUGAACCACCUUUAAACAAAGAUUUACAUCAGAUUUUCCAAGACUCUCUUGAAUCUGACUCAGAAAUCUCCAUCCAAGAACUAAAAUUCCAGUCUAAUCUUCAGAAACAGAAUGAAGACCAUGAAUCCUUAAUGAAGGAAGUUUUUGAGGAAAUGGAGCCUGACAGCUUAGAAGAAGAAAGUCCACAAUUUCAAAAUCUGAGCAAGUCAGAAGAGGCCAGUAAUGAAAUAAUUAAGUUGUCCAGGUCGAAGCAACCCCAAUCUGAGGUCCCUGGUGAGAACAAAAGUCAGCAACUGUUAGUGGACAAAUACUCAGACCUUCGCUAUGACCCAAACUGGAAGAAUAACAAAGAAGAAGGAGAAAUUUCAACUCUGAAAAGGUUGCAGCUAACUGAAGAAAGCUCCACACAAAGCUUUGCUUGGGAUCUCCUCUGUUCUUCUAAGGAAACUUCGUUUGAGCUGUCAAGGGAAAAAAGUGACCUGGAGAAAAGCCCACAAAGUUCAGUUACAUUAAUGGGCAGUGAAUUUUUGAACUCUAAUUAUGAACGUGGUGACCUCAACAGUGAGUCAAUUUCAUUUCUGAGUAGUAGUGACAUAGGAGACAAGUCAGGUCUAUCAGAGCACAUCAAGAGUUCAAGUUCCCAUAAUGAUGUCUUCUUGCCAGGACCACAGCCUCGACCAAGGAAGUCUAAACAAGAUAUUGUGGAAAAAAAUAAAGUGACAUUAGGAUUAUCAACACAUAAGACAGGCUCAUACCUUCAUCAGCACAAUAAGAAAAUGGGUGGCAUUUGUCCAAAGAAGAUAUCCAGCACUGUGGUGACUGGCACGAAGCCUGAGAGCCCUGAAGAGGCUGACAAUCCCAUUGUGAAUCCUGAAGACAAAUGGCAUCAGAGAGCCCGGCUACUACAGGAUUACCAAGAACAGUGGUCUCAAUCUGAAAGAACAAAAUUCACCCAAGUGCCUAGACAGCUAACUUCUGAAAGUACCAAUGGCCGGCUACCUUCAAGAAGAAAAGUCAUACGUAAAGUUCGAAAACAGUAUAAACUUUGGAGUAGGCCCAAAUCACCAAACAUGCAUAUUAAGCCUAAAGAACUAGAUGUAAGUCAAGGUAACCAGAAUUCUAUACCCAGAGGACGGCAUAAACAGAUUAAACCAGCUGGUCCUUCAAUAAAUCUUGAAACAGGUGUAAAUUUGAAUAAGCCUGUCAAUCAUUUACAAGACUUGAAUGCUUUUAGAGUCCAACAUUACAAAGAAGCACCCAGUAACUUUACUUUAUCUAAACAACCUUUUAAUAAAUCCACUUAUAAAAAUCCUGCUGAAUUUAAUUCCUUAUUGCAUAUUAAUAAAGAAAGAGGACAUCAGCACUUCCAAGAAAGUAGUUCUUUGAUUCACAGGUUCAACAUUCAACCAGAUUGGGACUUCAGCUACAUUAAUGGAUCUUCUAAGGGACAUCAGAAAGGUUCUAAAUCCACUUCUAAUGUGGAUAAUCAAGGACCAUUUGAAAAUAAAACUUCACCUCUGAGACAACUGAAACAGACCUAUUCAGAAUCAAGCUAUAGUAACUUAGAUAUGCUAUGGAAAUUCUGUCCUUCAUCUCAAAAUCAGCCAGCCAGGGUGUCUCCAGAUACUCAGCUCACCCACAUAAUGGAGCAGCAUCAACAAGCCUUAGUGCAGCUGACAGAAGUACAACCCAGUGAAGUGACUUCCUCCAACACUACGUUUCCAUCACUAUUCUCGAGAGUGGACAGCGAAUCCCAGCUCGAUACUGGAAGAAGCCAGAGAAGUCAGACAACACUUAGCCGUUGCAAUUCUGAAGGCUACUUGCUACAACUGGAGAGGCAGAAAAAGCAUAAGGAUAGAGUUUCCAGUAAGAAUUACAGGAUGAAAGGUUACCAGAAAAAAGAUGUGAAGCUUGGAGGCCUUGGACCUGACUUUGAGUCCAUCAAAGACAAAAUCAAAACAUUAAAGCAGCAGAAGGAAUAUGCAAAACAAGUUAAAGAAUACAACAUGAAAGCUCUGUCCUCUGGGUCAAAACCACAAACAGCAAAACCAGAGAGUAAACCUUCCAUUUCUCGUCAGAAGGCUUUGGAAUAUGCUAGGAAAAUUCCGAAACCUAAACCAGUUUUGGCAUCGAAUCUGAAUGAUCAAGAAUCAAAGCAAAAGGGAAAUCUGUCUUGUUCUGAAAAAGAAAGGAAUUUACCUGAAAUCUCUUUGCUAGAAGUGCUACAGAGCAGACACGAAAGAGAAAAACAGGCUGUGGCUGCUUUCAAAGUCCUUCACAUCGUGUAGAAAAUGUGUCCUUAUGAAGACCUAAUGGGGCAAGAUAUAUGAAAAAAAAAAGGUGUAGACAGUGACUGUCUUUCAUUCUAAUCAGGAUGCAGUCUUUAUGUGUUUCCAUAGGUUUAAAAAUACAGGGCCAUACUACAUGGUUUCAUAAUCUCCUUUCCUUUAGGUCAGAAAUCAUAUUGAAAUAAUUUACUUUUCAAAUCAGUAAGAAUUGGGUCUAAUGACCAGACAAUAAAGCUUUUUAGUUUAAUAAUACUGGAUGUUUUGAUAUUUUAAUUAUGCCUAUUUUUGUUUUACAAAAUGCCACCAAUGAUGUUACAUGAAAUUAAUUUGCUCAUACUUUGUCUCUUUCUUGUUAAGGAAAAUAUUUUUAAAAGAAUUUCUUUUUCUUCCACAAUAAAACAAGUAAAUGUUGAAUCAAUAUUUCACAAAACUGUGAAAAUCAUAGAUGGAGUUUCAUAUAUAAUAUAAGUGUGUGUGUGUGUGUGUGUGUGUGCAUAUAUGUGUAUAUGUCUUAUGGAAAAAUCCAGAAAUGGGAGCACAUUUAGUUGUGCCCAUUCAAGAUGAACAGAUUUCAGUGUUCUAAGAAAGCAUCAAGGUAAAGCAUAUUAUUAGAUUCAACUGAGUGGAUCCAGAACUACCCAACUUAAUUCAGGCAGAUCUAAAGAAAUAUGCUUGAAAAAUUCAUUUUGAUACAACAGGCAUUUAUGAAUCACCUCCUGCAUGCAGUACUAGGUACUAGGAAUACGAAGAUGAAAAACAGCCCAGUCCACAUCUUCAAGGAGCAAAGGAGAAAGCCUGAUAAAAUGCUUUAAGAAAAUUAGAGGGGAAUCCCUUUCAGCUCAGGGAGAUAAGGGAGGUUUCAUGGAGAUGACACCUGAACUGAGUCUUCAAGAAAGAGAAUUUCAAAAGGUGAAGAUAGGGAGGUGGUUCAAGCAUGGGAAAUGAUCUGUGCAAAUGCCAGCGGCUAGAGAGUCUAGGUAAGAUGGGGGAAACUCUGGCCAGUCCAAUGUGACUGAGACACAGAAGAUGUGAAGGGGGAAGAGUGUGAUGAAAAAAAGUUAGGUGGAGUUAGAUUACAGAGGUCCUUAAAUGCUAGUUUAAGGAGUUUUUCUUUUAGCUUGUAGACAAUAGAACCACUAAUGCAGGGGUGUGAUUUGAUUAUACAGGAUGUCCCAAAAGUCUUAAGUGCACUUUUGAACAUUAGAGCUUGAAACUAUUGUUUUGGAGGGUGGAUUGGACAGGAGACCGAGACUGGAGGAAGAAAUGAGGCUAGUGCCAAAGUCCAGGGAAGAGAUGAUGUGGACCUCAGAUAGGUAGUAGAAAUGUUCAUGGAGAAAGAAGGGGCAGAUGGAAGAGAUGUUGUAGAGGUUGAAUUGACAGGACCUUGAAAUGGAUUUGGCGGGGGAAGUAGUUGAAGGAGAGAGAAGGGAGAAGGAAAGGAAAAAAUUAAAGGUGGCUUCAAGGUUCUGAACGUGAAUACUGGCUAGAUGGUAGAACAUCAACAGAAAAGAAAAUUGGAGGAGGGACAGGUUUCAGGAAGACUCAUCUUUAUCUGGUUAUGUAAAUUUUCUUAGGCAUCUGUACAUCUCAAAUAAUUCAAAACAUUGUCAACUGUUUUUACUCUUAUGCCACCACCAUCACUUCCAAGGUGAUUCUAGGCAAACUUAAAAUAAUUGUACAGUUGCUAAUUCAUACUUGGGUCAUAUAUUGAAUGUAAGUUUUGAUAAUUAGCUUUACUUGUUACACCUGAAGUGCAUCUGUAAAAUUUCCAUUUCUUAAAAUAAAC